Messenger RNA from Linum trigynum, 983 nucleotides. NCBI's taxonomy places the organism in Eukaryota, Viridiplantae, Streptophyta, Magnoliopsida, Malpighiales, Linaceae. The record is from the annotation of a GenBank genome assembly.
GUUGUAUUGUGUCUUCUUUGUUUACCGACGUUAACUUCUCAGCAAGACUCAAGGUCUGAAUCAUGUCAUGAUGAAUUUGACUGCGGUUCACGUUCGAAAAGAACUGACAGGAUGGAGUCUCAAGUGUGCAUUCUUUCUCUGGAGCAACGUUUCCUUCUAUAUCUCUGGCUUUAGAACCCGCAAGCAACCCUUCGCCGCCGACUCAUCAAAUCACUACCCUCGCCGUAAACCAUCAUCUCCUUCACAAACAGCGGUCGGCUCAUCCCUCCCGUCAGAAGUCGUCUGUCUUUCGUCCCGAACCAUCGACUUCAGAACCCGCCCGCAACCCUUCGCGAUCGGAAACAUCGGGCAGCGUCGCAGUGGGAUCGCCUCCGACCCGCCUGGUGGGUUGCUCGUCGGAAGAGGAAAACACGCAGGGGAUAUCCCCAUCGCCCUUACAACAGGUCCAACCAUCCAUGUCGUCGGCCGCCUGCCGUCCUCCGUCUUCCAUCCCAAACAUCACCUUCCAACGACUUCCUCUUAUCCACGGCCUGCGCUUGAUCUUUUCCUGUUGACCACCGUCCUUCCACGGUAGAGAUUCGAUCUUUUCCAGUGGAGGAAACACACCAAUCUGUCGCCGCCACUUAGGAUUGAUCGAAUCUCUACCGUGGAAGGACGGUGGUCAACAGGAAAAGAUCAAGCGCAGGCCGUGGAUAAGAGGAAGUUGUUGGAAGGUGAUGUUUGGGAUGGAAGACGGAGGACGGCAGACGACCGACGACAUGGAUGGUCGGACUUGUUGUAAGGGCGGCGGGGAUAUCCGUCAGCCGUUUAGUGAUGAACCAGAGCUAUGGUUCUCCACAGCAAUGGAAAGAAACAAGGGGAAAUAGCAGAGGAGGGAGGGGAGAAAUAGAAACAAAGGGAAAGGGAGUAGAAACGCCACAAUUUCCAUCCAGGGAUCCAGCUAAAUUGCCCCUUCCCGUGCAUAAUUAAUAUGACAAUUAAUU